Messenger RNA from Drosophila santomea, 1231 nucleotides. RefSeq lists its product as uncharacterized. The record is from RefSeq and is a predicted model, not a curated record. The transcript has 3 exons. Lineage: Eukaryota; Metazoa; Arthropoda; Insecta; Diptera; Drosophilidae. Gene Ontology annotation, cellular component: mitochondrial inner membrane; nucleus. Gene Ontology annotation, molecular function: single-stranded DNA endonuclease activity; RNA endonuclease activity; metal ion binding. Gene Ontology annotation, biological process: apoptotic DNA fragmentation. The coding region runs from base 21 to 1133 and encodes 370 amino acids.
UGCAACCUUAAGCUGUAAAGAUGCCGGAUCUAAAGUAUCUGUUGACUAGUCUGAGCCUGUAUUUCUUUGUAGGAAGUGUUCAACCCAGAUGUCUUAUCGAUUUGGCUCAUUUGCAAGGCAAUAAUGUGUACCUAAGCAACCAUAACGGAGUCUAUGAUAUUCAGCGCAGUGAUAUUGUUGAAAUCGGUCAUUCGGUGCAUCUGCUAUGCAAUGGUGGACAAAUUUUAGGCGUAUUCGAGUGUAAACCUAACAGUGUUUUCAGCCCAGCGCUAAGCUCAGCAGCAUGUGUACCACCAGAACCUGCCGUGGUAGUGGUAUCAGAUACUUCGUGUUCCUCUCCACGCAAAAUGUACGCUGUAGGGUUUAUCUUCAAUGGAAGGCUCUUGGAACUGUAUCGCAACUGUUUUGAUCACAACAGCUUGGAGUUCCAACAUUCUAUCUACAUGGCUUAUCGCUACGUAAACACCGCUCCACGUCCCCAUCCAACUUGGCAGUCAGAUCAAUUAAGUGGUGGAUUUGAUAAUGCCUACGAAGGAAAAGCAACUCAAGCUUGCUUGCUCACUAACCUGGGUGCAGCACAGCCGCAAUGUAAAUUUGAUCGUGGCCACAUGACACCGGCUUCUGCUUUUAUAUCAAAAUCACUUAAGGAGACAACCUUUAGGUAUUUAAAUGCCAUCCCUCAGUAUGGUGGAGUCAAUCGCGGCAAAUGGAAGACCGUUGAGACCUGGGUGAACAAUAUGGUUAGGGGAAUGCAUGAUCAGACCAUCAUCAAUAACAUACGAAUAACGCGUACAUACGAUGUCCUUAAGGUUUGCAUUGGGGCACUGGGAGUGCACAGACUAAAACAUAAUAGAAGUAACAACAUGAUACCAAUUUACCUGUUGGAUAAUAACAAAAUUCCCGUGCCAGAGUGGAUGUACAAGAUAGUAAGCCAUCUCUCCGGGGAUAAAUGGGUGAUGUUGACCUACAACGACAGAAUAAGCCCCAGUGCCAAUGCAAUAAAGGCCAUCUGUGAAGAGAUACCCUGUCAUCCGGGUCUUCAAUUUACUACCAAGCUUUCUGGACGUACUGUGUGCUGCGAGCCGUACUCUUUCAUUACAAAUAACGUUCCACACUUAACUGGUGUGUGCUGAAUUCGUCAAGCUACUUUCAUCAUUUGUUUUAUUAUUGUUCAGUACUUUAAAAUAUACAUUGUAAAAAAUAUAAGGUAUUUUGGAAACAUAAGUGCGUU